This is a messenger RNA of Serendipita indica DSM 11827, 684 nucleotides long. Lineage: Eukaryota; Fungi; Basidiomycota; Agaricomycetes; Sebacinales; Serendipitaceae. The record is from the annotation of a GenBank genome assembly.
AUGAGCACCGAAAGCUUUACUGCGGUGGCCAAUCGAACACCAGGCCAUGUUCACAUCGUAUUGAUCGCCACAGGGAGCGUUGCCUCGGUCAAAAUCCCGCUCAUCGUCAAAGAAUUGCUUCAACACAAACGAGUCAAGAUUCAAGUUGUGGCAACAAAGGCAUCCCAAGUCUUUUUCGAUUCGACUCGUUUAAAGGCAGAACACGGUGUCAAUAUCUGGCAAGACGAGGAUGAGUGGACGGCGAGUCUUUCGUGGAAGAAGAUGGGGGAUGCCAUUCUGCAUAUUGAACUGAGGAGAUGGGCAGAUUUGGUGCUCAUCGCUCCUUGUUCGGCGAAUACCCUUGCCAAGUUGGCUGGAGGACUGUGCGACAAUCUGGCAACAUCUCUCUUACGUGCCUUGCCUCCGAUUCAGACCGACGUUGAGCAGGCAAGCCUCAUAGCUGAUCGUCCGGGUGAAAGCACCAGAGUCGAGGUCUGGGUGUUCCCAGCGAUGAACACGCUGAUGUACGAGCAUCCACUGACUGCUAUGCAUCUAAAAGUAGUCAAAGAAACCCUCAAGUAUCGCGUGGAAGGACCCAUAGGAAAGGGGCUAGCAUGUGGUGAUGUGGGAUUAGGAGCAAUGACAGAAUGGAAAGACAUUGUCAAGAUGGUCGUCGACCAUUAUCGUCUGGAACGGAGCCACUAG